CUGACAGAACUUUGGCAGUUUGUCAUUUAAGAAAAUAUUGCAGAUUAAAAGUUAGAAUUCGAGGAAUCAGUUAAUUUUGACCUCGACUCACAUUGUUCUGAUUGGCUGCGGCCGAUCUAUCUUACGAUCUUUUACAGCGCCACCGACAGAUGAAUUUCUAAAUGCAUUUGUUAGAUACAAUCUACAUGUCAUUUAUUUAAUGGAGGAGCAGACUUGAAGGAGCACGGGACCCAAAAGAAAGAUGGUGGUUACUGAGAGUUGUCAUCGUGACUGCGAAAAAGAAGCUGUCACAGAAAAUAUGGAUAAUAAUCAGCCUAACGGAGAUCUGGUUUUAACGAACGAACAGGAUAAUGACGAGAGAAAUGUAAAUGCAGAAAGUGACGAACAGAGGAGAAAACCUCAGCCAUCACGCUUAGAAUCACUUUUUGCCAUAACAAAAUCUAUAAUUAUAAGAGCUCUCAUAAUUUAUUUUAUUAGUAGCUUCUUCAGACGUCCUGAUAAUAAUUCCAAGUCUCCCAAUACUGUUAGUGAUACCCGUUUACAUGCUAUAAAUAUAUUCCCAAAUGGAACAUUAUUUGAUCUUAGUGUUUAUCUGUCAGAAUCUGAGAACUUUAAAAAUUUCAAUGACCCACAAUCUUUGAUUUGGUUUGAAGAAGGAUUAGUUUAUGGAGACUGGUAUAGUGGACCGAAUCAAGAUGGCUCUCGAGUUCUUGAAUAUUCGUUUAUUCCUUCAGAAAGAUUGAAAAAGAAUGGCACUAUCUAUCUUUAUAUAUAUAUAACAAAAAGUGGCAAGUCACCAAAUCCUAAGGCUGGUAAAGGAGUCUACGCUGGUGAUUAUAUAUCCUAUGUGAAAAAAAUGUUGAAUAAAUUUAAGAAAAUCAAAUAUCAAAAAAAACAUAAUUUAUUGACUGGUGAAAGCACAGCUAGUAAAGAAGAAAUAGAGAAGGCUGUACUUAUGGAUCAAGAAUAUGUGUCACACUGGCAUCCAAAUUUGACUGUUAAUUUGGUGGUUGAUCAAACCAAUUGGAUGUAUGGUCAAGUACCACAACCACUAGAUGAAUAUAUACAUUUUUUACCUGGUGGGAAUACAUAUAAGCCAAUAAUAUAUAUAAAUGAUUUUUGGAAUAUGCAACGAGAUUACCAGCCAUUGGACAAUACUACAAAACAGUUAGAACUCAGAUUGACUUAUCAGCCACUUUCAUUGUUCAAGUGGCAAAUUUAUGCUGCUCAAUCUGUUAGAAAUAAAUGGACAGCAUCAUUUAUGGGAGAAGUAAGUGGUGAAGAUGAUAAUGAUCAAGACACUUUGAAAGAGACUUUACUUGAGACAAAUCCAUAUUUACUAGGAUUGACCAUAAUUGUGUCAAUUUUACAUAGCGUAUUUGAAUUUCUGGCAUUUAAAAAUGACAUUCAGUUUUGGAAUAACCGAAAGUCCUUAGAAGGUUUAUCCGUGCGCUCUGUAUUUUUUAACGUAUUCCAAUCUCUCGUCGUUCUCCUUUAUGUUUUGGACAACGAGACAAACACGGUCGUGCGCAUUAGUUGCGCGGUAGGCAUGUGUAUCGAAGUGUGGAAGAUUAACAAAGUCAUCGACACUACUAUUAACCGGGAAGUGAAAAUAUUCGGGAUCUUUCCGAAAAUAUCAUUCCAAGAUAAAGGUUCAUACGUGGAGUCUUCCACGAAGGAGUACGAUAGACUCGCUUUCAAAUAUCUAUCGUGGGCCCUAUAUCCGCUGCUAGGAGGAUACGCAAUCUAUUCACUUAUGUACUUGGAACAUAAAGGCUGGUAUUCUUGGGUUCUUAAUAUGCUGUAUGGGUUCUUGCUGACCUUCGGCUUCAUCAUGAUGACGCCACAACUAUUCAUCAACUACAAACUGAAGAGCGUCGCACAUCUUCCUUGGCGCAUGCUAUCCUACAAAUUUCUCAAUACGUUCGUCGACGAUAUCUUUGCAUUUGUGAUAAAGAUGCCGACUCUCUACAGGAUCGGCUGCUUCCGUGACGAUAUUGUUUUCUUCAUAUUUUUGUACCAAAGAUGGAUAUACAAGACCGACCACACCAGGGUGAAUGAAUUCGGUUUCUCGGGCGAGAUGGAGGCGCAACUCACGGAAAGUAAGAAGCAACAGAUAGCCGUUGAGGACCGCCCGACGCAAGAACUAAAGAAGAAAAAUGAAUAAUACUUGAUAUAUAUAGCAUCUAAUAUGUUGUCCUAUGUUGCUCCUGAACUAGUAAUACAUCAUGCCCGAUACCAAAAUAAUGUAACUACAAACAUUUGUUUAUUUAUACUUUAGGGGUUCUUAACCCAAGAAAAGGAAGAAGGGGAAACGCGAAUUGCCAAGGGAUCCAUUGCACUAGAUUGUAAAUUCAUGAAUUUAAAUGAGAGAAAAUUAUAUCUUCACUAUAACUUAAGCUUGUACGUAUAUUUUAAAUGUAUAUUGAUAUCUAAUGGGUUAAUAAAGAAGCACUUAUAUUAUUAUA
Molecule: messenger RNA, 2468 nt
Organism: Harpegnathos saltator (Jerdon's jumping ant)
Lineage: Eukaryota; Metazoa; Arthropoda; Insecta; Hymenoptera; Formicidae
Product: cleft lip and palate transmembrane protein 1 homolog
Exons: 6
Coding region: 242-2167 (641 amino acids)
Cellular component (GO): membrane; endomembrane system
Source: RefSeq, a predicted model, not a curated record